Molecule: messenger RNA, 1030 nt
Organism: Didymella exigua CBS 183.55
Lineage: Eukaryota; Fungi; Ascomycota; Dothideomycetes; Pleosporales; Didymellaceae
Product: peroxiredoxin-2D
Exons: 2
Coding region: 186-689 (167 amino acids)
Biological process (GO): cell redox homeostasis; hydrogen peroxide catabolic process; cellular response to oxidative stress
Cellular component (GO): peroxisome; mitochondrion; cytoplasm
Molecular function (GO): thioredoxin peroxidase activity
Source: RefSeq, a predicted model, not a curated record
CGCAGGUAUCCAUACAGCUGUUCCUUGCCGAGUCGCUCGUCAUUUUGCCCCACCAUACACCAUGCCUGUGCCGGCGAAGCUCCGAGCUACAGCCUAAGCAGCUGCCCCUCCAAUUUUUGGAGCUCUUUCAAACCACAUCUUCUUUACAACUCUUCAAUUCAUACCAAAUUCACACAUCAAUUGUAAUGGCUCCUCUCAAGGUCGGUGACUCUCUGCCCGAGGGCGUCAAGUUCGAGUGGGCGCCCAUUACCGACGCCGACCCGACUGCCUGCGGCCGUCCCCAGGAGUACGACGCCUCCAAAGAAUGGGCUGGCAAGAAGGUCGUCCUGGUCUCUGUCCCCGGCGCCUUCACACCCGGCUGCCAGGCGCACCACCUGCCCCCGUACAUCCAGAAGCUGUCUGAACUGAAGGGCAAGGGCGUCGACGUCGUUGCUGUCAUCGCGUCGAACGACUCGUGGGUGAUGAAUGCGUGGGGCAAGGUCAACGGCGUCAAGGGCGACGACAUCCUCUUCCUCAGCGACACCAAGACAUUUUUCUCCAAGAACUACGGCUGGGCUGCUGGCAUGGGCGACAGGAACGGUCGCUGGGCUAUGGUCUUCGACAACGGCAAGGUUACCUAUGCGGAGAACGAGAGCAACCCCGGCCAGGUCACCGUUUCUGGUGCCGAGGAGGUCCUUGCUAAGUUGUAGAGAGCUUGUGGAAGGCGUUCGGAUGUGUUAGAUGCAUAGACUUGGCCUCACAAAGGAACGACUCAGAUAUGAUAUGAUAUCAUGAAAGAAAACCACACACUGCUCUGUUGAGUAGGUAUCCUGGUCUCGAAGAAUGAUUUUGUGAGAUGCAAGCUGUUGAAAGUUUGACCUUUAUCUGAAAUUGUGAAGUUCACAGUAGAUACGCAUGUAUUCUGCUGUUGUAACGAGUGUUUCAGAACAGCGCUUGUACUUAAGCCUUUUCGGUCCAAUUGCGUCUGUCCUGUCGCAGAUCUGAUAUCAGACCGCUCGUGAAUUAAGUGAGGUUGUCCUUUGACUUUGGC